UACAACUUUUGCUUUAUUAUUUCGCGGCCAUUUAGGGAGACUGAAUGUGAUGUGGUUUUCUGGUAGAGAUUUUGAUGAAAAGAGUCUGGAUUUCUUUACUGCACAACUUCAGAAAGCGAUCAGACACACGGCACGUCAUCCUCGGUUCAGUGCCACUCCCGAAGGAUUAGGUUGUUGGAAUAUGGAGCAAACCCACUAAGCAAGCACGGGAGCGGGAGUCCUCUGAGUGCGUGGCCGAGUGGGUCGCCCCGUGUCCGGCCUUACGUGUGCUGGAGAUCCCGCUAAUAUGGGAUGUGGACUACGGAAAUUGGAGGACCCGGAGGACAGCAGCCCGGGGAAAAUCUACUCCACUUUAAAGAGACCACAGGUCGAGACUAAAACAGACUCCGUGUACGAGUAUGUGCUACUGGACUUCAGUCUGGAAGGCAGUCGGCCUACGGUGCAGUAUCUGUCCUCGCUGUGCGAGCUGCCCCAUGCCCUGCAGUCCUACUACACCCAGGGCUAUGUACUGGCCGCCCUGCAUCCCAUCAUCCUCUCGGUGGGCCGGACCCGCUUCCUGCCCUGCAGCCUGCUCUACCGGGCCAUUCUGGUCCGCCCACGAUCCAGUAAUCAUGCAGUGCCAAUGAUUGACAGCUUGCCAGUGUUGCGAGUGGAGGAGUGGCCACUGCCCGGAGAAUCUCUGACCAGUGACACCGUGAGACUGCUCAUAGACAGGGUGAACAGCUAUGCCAGGGGUGGUGUGCGGUUUGUGGGGUCAGUGCUCCAGCAGGCUGGAGGAGGGGGGUGUAAUGGUAGGGUGCCCAGUCCCAGGAGGGGCUGCCGUUCCCCGCCCCGCACCCCACCUCGCACACCACCUGGAGAUGCAGAUCUAGAGGGCCGUGGCUACAGCCCAGACCUGAGGUUGUUGGUGCUGUUUCACUCCUGGGCUCCAGGAUGUGCCCCGCUGGAGUCGCUGGCCUGCUGUUACCACCAGGGUGCGCUGUCCAUGCGCGUGUCCAGGAAGGGUCAAGUUGUCAGUGCCCUGGAAGCUGAUUGGCUGGAAUUGACCGCAGCUUACUACCGCAAGGGCUGGUCAUUGGUCGACUCCUUUGUAUACUGGGACACGCCUAAAGGUGAGCCAGUGCCCAGGUCUCUAGAGGGGCUGUUUGUCUAUGAGGAGAAAAGCACAGCGCCACCUGCCAAUGACACGAUUGUAGUGGAGCAGUGGACCGUUAUAGAGGGUUCAAAUGUAAAGACAGACUAUGGUCCUCUGCUCCACACGUUAGCAGAAUUCGGCUGGCUGCUUACCUGUGUGCUGCCCACCCCAAUUAUUCGCCAUGACAGUGAAGGGAAUCUCGCCACCAAGCAAGUUGUUUUCCUGCAAAGACCCGUCAAGGGUCAAACGGUACCACAGCACAGUCAGGGAUCUACACGACGAGAGGUGUGUAGUCAGUCUGUGAGUCGAGGUGUGGAUGAACUGCACACAGAGCUGUCGUCUCCAUGUUCAGGGGGAAUCGGCGGUUUCCCCGUGUUUGGAGGGGGGUAUCCCAGUGCACUGUCCCAUUUAGAUGAGGGAGGAUUUGAGCCAGACGAUGGGGCUGCAGAAGUCACCUGUAUGUGAUGGACCUACUCAAAGAUGCAAUUUAUUUUUCAAGUUCUGUCAGAAAUCUUUGACGAUUGAGAGCGGCAACUGACCUAAAAUUGACCACAUCACCAGACCACAAGAGAUUUGUGUUCCUGUAUUAGAAACCGACUCCUAGUACUUUUAACAUUUUGUAAAUUAUUUUUUAACAAGCCGUAACGUAUCAUAGAGGUUGGUUUUAUUUACUCUUGAAAGCAAAGUUUGUGUGCAAUGAUACUUUGAUACAGAGUAUCAAGAUAGCACUGAAAUUCACAGUUAUUUGCAUCAACAGUAUUUCGCAGCACUUGCACAAUACCACGCUCAGUUCACAUCACAUUUGUCUCAUGAUCAAACACCAACACAAUAUUUUCCUCAUCACUGUGAGUGUCCUUCCUCACUGUUCAUUUUUUGCUGUUCUUUUUCCUGUUCCUGUUAUACUCCGAACCAGCUGACAGUUCAGUUGUUUGUUCUAACACCUGCAACGGUUCAACGUGUCCAAACAGUCCCUCUGCAGACGUUUACUUGGUGUGCAGGUUUGCAUUUUCUUGCAGAAAUGUUCCAGGACUUGGAGUCAAAACAUCAGAAAUGCUCCAUUUAGUUUGGGAUGCCAGUGUUUAAGGGAAAUGCAUAUGCACUGUAAGCCUACAGCGCUUCAGAAUGGAAUUCAAGAACUAGCCUGUACUAAACACAGAACUUGAUGCUGUAGUCUGGUUUAUCAGAUCUGUGCCAUGUGUUCAAGUGGUGCUAAAGCUGAAUUUGUAUGUUAAUCUCCUGGGAAUUUCUUCACACUAUCUAAAAGGGAAAAGGUAAUACACUUCGAUUUGCAUGUUAAGUGGCAGCAUUUCAGUUUAAUAACUGCUAUGGGACUAUGAGCAGGGUACUUUCUUUUGUUUGCUAUAAACUGACUAGUUCUCCUCAGCUUGGUGGUCAAAUUCGAUUUAUCGGGCUGUAUUUUUCAAACUGAGCUGCAGUGGUGCUGCUUGUGCCACAUUAGAAUUUUUGUAGAAUUAACCACGUUAAGGGUU
Molecule: messenger RNA, 2625 nt
Organism: Sinocyclocheilus rhinocerous
Lineage: Eukaryota; Metazoa; Chordata; Actinopteri; Cypriniformes; Cyprinidae
Product: raftlin-2-like
Exons: 10
Coding region: 287-1600 (437 amino acids)
Source: RefSeq, a predicted model, not a curated record